AUGGCCUCUGUCUACACCUGCACGGAGUGCGGCUCCAACCUCAAUCUCAACUUCGCCUACGCCUACCCCGCGGACUUCUACUUCGAGGCAGGAAACAAGGGGUCCCUCUCCUUCUCCGCCGUUGACGCCACCAAGUUCAAGUUCGAGAAGGAGGACAAGAUCCGCCCCUUCUUCGAAACCCUUAACUACUGGGGAAUUCAGAGGAAGAGGACCAAGAUCAAGUGCAACACCUGCGACUCUCUCCUUGGCCACAUCUACGACGACGGUCCUCCGCUUAUCGAUACUCCCGGUCAGUUUCAUAUGGGGCCCAGCCAAGUCAUCCCCCGGGCACCAAGAUACAGGUUUAAGACCAAAGCCCUCACAAUUGUUUCCGCUUAA
Molecule: messenger RNA, 378 nt
Organism: Sphenostylis stenocarpa
Lineage: Eukaryota; Viridiplantae; Streptophyta; Magnoliopsida; Fabales; Fabaceae
Source: the annotation of a GenBank genome assembly